Messenger RNA from Gastrolobium bilobum, 2745 nucleotides. RefSeq names its product helicase SEN1-like. The record is from RefSeq and is a predicted model, not a curated record. Gene Ontology annotation, molecular function: helicase activity. Lineage: Eukaryota; Viridiplantae; Streptophyta; Magnoliopsida; Fabales; Fabaceae. Bases 1 to 2745 code for a protein of 914 amino acids. The transcript is spliced from 6 exons.
AUGGAGAAAACUUGUAACGCAAGGGAAAAGCGUCAAGACAAUCCCAGCUUGUUAGAUGUUGUAUUCUCUUGGACUCUAAAUGAUGUUCUCAACGAAAAUCUUUUCAAACACGAGGUGCCGAAAAUCCCUCAGACAUUUUCGUCAACAAAUGAUUACAUGGAGUCAUUCAUUCCUUCAUUGAUUGAGGAAACACACAGUGAUCUGUGGUCAAGCUUGAUAGGAGUGUCUCAUGCUCCUUAUUGUGAGAUCUUGUCAAUCGAAAGGUCCAAGGACUUCGAAUAUCCCAAAGACUUGCUCUAUCAGAUUACAUUGAAGAGAACGACUAAUAAUGUGGAAGAUGUAGGAAAAUAUGAGCCUGAGGGAGGAGAUCUCAUUGCCUUCACAAAUAUUAGACCGAGAAGCAUUCAUGACUUGAACAAGCCCAAAAGGUUCUUCCAUUUCGCUUAUGUUCAUAAGUCAAAAGAUGGAUUUAGUGACGAGAUCCCCGUACUGUCAUCCAAGUACAUGGGCAAGGAUAUUGAACAUGACUUGAAAAACAAAACACAAAAGCUUUAUGCUGUCUAUCUUUUGAACAUGACCACAAAUAAUCGUAUCUGGAAAGCCUUGAACUCAGAGUUUGAGGAUGCAAGCUCGAACAUUGUUAAAAAAGUGCUGCAAGCUUAUUCAAAGAGCGGAGAACAAUGUCGCAUUUGUUUUUCUGGAGAAAAUCACAGUAUCCGGGAUCAGAGUCUGAAUGAAUCACAAAAAGAUGCGGUUUUGAAUUGUGUUAGUAUGAGUAAAUGUCAUCAUAAUGACACUAUUAAGCUUAUAUGGGGACCACCGGGGACCGGCAAAACAAAGACGGUUGCUUCCAUGCUGUUUUCCCUGCUGAAGUUAAAAAACAGAACAUUGACAUGUGCUCCAACUAAUACUGCAGUGGUGACAGUGGCUGUUCGCCUUCACGGCAUGGUCAAGGAUUCACUUGAGUUUGAUAAAUAUGGGCUUGGUGACAUUGUGCUAUUUGGCAAUAGUUCUAGAAUGAAAAUAGGUUGUCAUCCUGGUCUUGAGGAUAUCUUUCUAGAUUUUCGAGUGGAUCAUCUGUUUAAAUGUUUUUCUCCUUUCACUGGUUGGAAACAUCACUUGGAAUCAGUGAUCAGGUUACUAACGGAUCCCGUAAAUGAAUAUGCUCGAUAUAAUGUGAAUGAAGAGGAGGAGGAUCUUAUGUCAUUAGAAGAAUUUGCGAAGCGAAGUUGCAGUGAAUUAGAACAUGCAUAUCGUUCGUACAAGCAACGUGAGACUGAGAAGAGUCGUUAUCCUAUGACAUUAGAACAAUUUGUGAAGCUGAAAUUCGAUUAUAUUCUAGAGCAAUACGAUAUGUACAAGCAUGAUAAGAAGAAAAGGAAUGUAACAAUGGAGCAGUUUGUAAAGCAGAACUUCAGUUUCAUUAAGUUAUUAAUGCGAACCUUAUAUACGCACUUACCAACAUCUUUCAUUUCAAUUAUGGUGGUGAAGAACAUGCUUAGAGCUCUUGAUUUACUAAAUUCUCUGGAAAUUUCCAUGCGUCGAACCAAGUUCAAACGAGAUCUACAUGAGUGUGAAGAUGAACAAUGUUUUCUUGACUGCUUUGGAUGGUCAAGCUUAGAAAGAGAAGAGUGCCUUAGCACCCUGAGUUCAUUUUCUCUGUCGAUUUCACUUCCCAACCUUUCAAGCAAAGCCGAAAUAUCAAAAUUUUGUUUGAUGAAUGCGUGCCUUGUUUUUUGUACGGCAUCAAGUUCUUCUAAAUUGUACACCGAAGGAAUGACGCAAGUGCAAUUUUUAGUAAUUGAUGAAGCAGCACAACUGAAAGAAUGUGAAUCAACAAUUCCGUUACUGCUACCAGGCCUCCGUCAUUGUAUCCUCAUAGGGGAUGAGAAACAGCUUCCUGCAUUGGUCAAAAGCAAGAUUGCUGACAAGGCUGAAUUUGGGAGAAGUUUGUUCGAGAGGCUGGUAUCGUUGGGUUACGAGAAGCAUAUGCUUAAUGUCCAAUAUAGAAUGCAUCCCUCCAUUAGUUCAUUCCCAAGUAAAGAAUUCUAUGGUGAACAACUUUCUGAUGCCCCCAUUGUCAGAGAAAUAUUCUAUAAUAAGGGUUUUCUUAAAGGUGAAAUGUAUUCUUCCUAUUCUUUCAUAAACAUAUCUAAGGGUAAAGAGCAGUUCAAUCGUGGAAACAGUUCGAAGAACUUGAUUGAGGCUGCUGCUAUCUCCCACAUAAUUGGAAGCCUUAAAAAAGAAUUUAUGAGGACAAGGGAGAAAGUAAGCAUAGGAAUUAUAUCUCCAUAUAAGGCUCAAGUUUAUGAAAUCCAGGAGAAAGUUAAGCACUACAGUUCGGUUUCUGAUCCUGACUUCUCUGUCAGUGUUCGUUCCGUUGAUGGCUUUCAAGGUGCUGAAGAAGAUAUUAUAAUAAUCUCCACUGUUAGAUCUAAUGGAAGUGGGAAAGUGGGUUUCCUUUCCAAUAGGCGUAGAACAAAUGUGGCUCUAACAAGGGCCAGAUAUUGUCUUUGGAUAAUAGGAAAUGCAUCAACUUUGAGCAAUAGCGACUCUGUAUGGGGAAAAGUAGUUCUUGAUGCUAAGAAAAGGGACUGUUUCCACAAUGCUGAUGAUGAUAAGGAGUUGGCUCGGGCUAUUGAGGAUGCCUUGCUUGAGCUUGAACUACUUGACGAAUUCGAGACCCCAUUUAAGAAACUCAGUCUAGGGAACAAGCCAGAGACAGGUGUUAUUUCCUCCAGGUAA